Alnus glutinosa is the source of this 1719-nucleotide messenger RNA. Its product is annotated as triacylglycerol lipase OBL1. The coding region runs from base 38 to 1495 and encodes 485 amino acids. Gene Ontology annotation, molecular function: triacylglycerol lipase activity. The transcript has 5 exons. The record is from RefSeq and is a predicted model, not a curated record. Gene Ontology annotation, biological process: lipid metabolic process. NCBI's taxonomy places the organism in Eukaryota, Viridiplantae, Streptophyta, Magnoliopsida, Fagales, Betulaceae.
UUAUAAGCUUGCUUCUGUAAUUAGUAUACAGUCAGCCAUGGCUGCAUUGGCUUGCGACAAGAGCUUCUCUAGCGGUCAUUUUCUGUUGAAACCAGAAGAAGUGCGUUUCUUCGAUCUCAUUCGCUUCUUAUUUUCGAGUGACAUAGAGAACAGAAACUUUCUAGACAGCACCGAGGGCAAGGAGGAAAGCUUCCGGCGUAGGUGGCUCAUAUUUGUCUCUAUAUUGGCCCAAAAGUUCCUGCUUUUUGUGGCCAAGCCGCUCGCAGCUAUUGGAUCGGUGAUCGAGAUGUGGCUCAACCUUCUCUCAAGUAACCGCAACCUUGGCGUGCUCUUGCUAAAUCUUAUACGAGGGAGGGUGGUGGCACCGGAUAAAGAAUCACCAAGCUUCUUGUCGUUUAUUGGUAAUUUGGACAAGCGAGUGGAGUUGGACAGUAGCAUCAAGUGUGGAGAUGGCAGGUACAAUGCAGCACUGGCUAUGAUGGCUUCUAAAGCAUCGUAUGAGAACAAGCCCUAUCUCGAAUCUACGGUCAAUGAUCAUUGGAAGAUGGAGUUCUUGGAUUCUUACGACUUCUGGAACGAUUAUCAAGAAAAAGCCACAACACAAGCCUUCAUGCUUCGUGACAAAAACGCUGACCACGAUACCAUUGUUGUGGCCUUUAGAGGUACCGAACCCUUUGAUUCAGAUGCAUGGUGUUCUGACGUUGACAUCUCAUGGUAUGGAAUCCGUGAUAUUGGAAAAAUCCAUGGCGGGUUUAUGAAAGCCCUGGGUUUACAGAAGAAUGUCGGUUGGCCUAAGGAAGCUGCUAAACAAGAUCACGACAACCGCCCAGCUUUAGCUUACUAUGCCAUUAGAGACAGGCUGAAAGAACUUUUGGCAGAAAAUGAUGAAGCAAAGUAUAUAUUGACGGGGCACAGCUUGGGUGGGGCUCUGGCAAUCCUCUUUCCAGCAAUUUUGUUAAUGCACGACGAGAAAUUCUUGUUGGAGAGAUUGGGAGGCGUUUAUACGUUCGGGCAGCCAAGGGUGGGAGAUGAAAGUUUUGGGGAGUUCAUGGAAAAACGUCUCAAGGACUAUAAUAUUCGUUAUUUUAGAUUUGUUUACAGUAAUGAUAUGGUGGCUAGAUUACCCUACGAUGACAAAACACUAAUGUUCAAGCACUUUGGGACGUGCCUCUUCUAUAAUAGAGAAUACAAAGGGAAGAUUGUUGCAGAAGAACCAAACAAGAACUACUUCUCACCACUGGGAGCGAUUCCUAUGAUGAUAAAUGCAUUUUGGGAGCUGAUUAGAAGCUUUACUAUUACGUACACAAAGGGACCGGACUACAGAGAAAGCUCACUCCUCAAGAUAUUUAGGAUAAUUGGUUUAGUAAUGCCAGGAGUACCAGCUCAUUGCCCUCAGGAUUAUGUCAAUGCUACUCGCCUGGGAUCCUCUGACUUAUUCCUCCCACCCAAGGACCCAGAAAACCAACAUCAAAUUACAGUACUGGCCACAGUUUGAGGAGGGAAUGUGUGUAAAUUUAAUUUACUCGCAUGGACUUGGUAUAUAUUGUGAUUGGGUGUGGUUUACUUUGGUUUAUGAGGAUGAUGGCCGGGAUUAUGGAAUUAUACCAAGUACAAGACUUCAUCAGGGAAUUGAAAAUCCCGUGGAAAUUAAUUGUAUAAUUAAUUAGGUAUUUCCAUGCAUUAUAUAUCAUUCUGUGCUCCAUUUAAUUAGAAUCAAUC